Messenger RNA from Racocetra fulgida, 681 nucleotides. The record is from the annotation of a GenBank genome assembly. Lineage: Eukaryota; Fungi; Glomeromycota; Glomeromycetes; Diversisporales; Gigasporaceae.
AUGGUUACAUUAAAUAUUCUAGAUUUUAUUCUUUAUGAAGCUCAACGACAAGGUCGUAUAAGUUUCUAUAUGACAAAUUAUGGUGAAGAGGCUUAUAUCGGCAGUGCUGCUGGUUUAGAUAGCCAAGAUGUCAUUUUUGGUCAAUAUAGGGAAUCUGGUGUGUUAUUAUAUCGCGGAUUCACACUUGAUAAUUUUAUGAAUCAGUGUUAUAGUAAUGAAAAGGAUAUAGGAAAAGGUAGGCAGAUGCCUGUACAUUAUGGCUCUAAAGAGUUGAACUUUCAAACAAUCUCUUCACCAAUUGCGACGCAACUUCCGCAGGCCUCAGGUGCUGCGUAUGCGCUUAAGAGAGCCGGAAAGAAAAAUUGUAUUAUGUGCUAUUUUGGUGAAGGUGCUGCAAAACAAUACAAAGGAGAUGGUAUAGCAAGUAGAGGAAUUGGAUAUGGAAUUGACACAAUACGCGUUGAUGGAAAUGAUGUCUGGGCCAUCUAUAAUACUACCAAAGCUGCACGACAACUCGCAGUUGAAGAACAUCGCCCAGUUUUGAUAGAAGCAAUGACAUAUAGAGUUAGCCAUCAUAGUACUUCUGAUGAUUCCUUUGCGUAUCGUUCCAAAAAGGAAGUUGAAUAUUGGAAGCAACUUGAUAAUCCAAUAGUUCGGUUUCGCAAGUGGCUAGAGGAUAAG